AUGCCUCUUGCUUCAACAACCACCCUCGCCCUCUAUCUUCUUCUCUUGCUUCCGAUUCUAUCUUCGGCAACACUAGAAGAAGAAUUUCACGAGGAGUUGCUUGUUAAACCCUUACCCGAUCGCAAAGUGCUAGCGCAUUUUCACUUCCUAACCGAAGCUCCUGUUGCGGACGAUUCCUUCGCUCGUCACCAUCAUCUCUUCCCCAAAUCCAUUUCUCAACUGGUUAAGAAAUUUCACAUUAAAGCGAUGGAGUUAUCUUUCACGCAAGGUCGAUGGAACUAUGAAAGAUGGGGUGGACUUGAUCCAAUAUCUAGCCAAAAUGCAAAGCCUCCUGGAGUUGAAUUGUGGGCAGUCUUUGAUGUCCCUCAACAUCAGGUUGAUGCAUCUUGGAAAAAUUUGACGCAUUCUCUAUCGGGUCUCUUCUGUGCUUCAAUAAACUUCCUAGAGUCAUCUAGCUCUUAUUCUGCUCCGAAAUGGGCGUCUCAGUCAGCAUUAGGUAGUUUAAGAUAUGGCACACUGCCGCGUGAAGCUGUCUGCACCGAGAAUCUUACUCCCUGGUUGAAACUCCUUCCUUGUAGAGAUAAAGCUGGACUAUCGGCCUUAAUGGAUAGACCAUCUGUUUACAGGAGUUUUUAUCAUUCACAGCGGUUGCACUUGACAGCAUCCACGGCUCCUGCUGAUGGGUUAGAUUCAGGGAUUAUUCUAGAACAAACACUUACGGUUGUACUACAGCCUAAUAUUCAGAAAGCUGGUUUGAGCUUUCCCGAUGAAUUUAAGAUUCAACCAAGCUGGUCUUUGAGCUCCAUAUUUGGACGAAAAGUGAAUGGAAGGUGUGUUCUUGCUAAAUCGAGUAAUGUCUACCUUCAUGUUGAGAGAGAUUUAGUCGCUCAACUUGAGAAGCUCCAGAAGAAUACUGAUGCAUAUGCUGAUAAUGACGGGGGUACAGAUGUUUUGAGAGGGAAUCUUGGCUUUGAAAUAUCUAUUAAACCGGAUAGGGUUCAUAGAGAACUGGAAAAGAGCUCAUCAAUUCUGUAUGAAUAUUCAAUCAAAGAGUACAACGACACUGAACAAUUUGAUUUAGGCCUAACAUGGAAAUAUCCAGUUGUUUGGUCCUGCCCACUUGCACCUUUAUAUGCCAGUAGAUUUUUAAUUGGAAGUGGAAAUGAAAGGGGCUCGAUUGCAAUAUCCUUGAAGUCUACAGAAUUGACUAAGGGUUUCGUUGUAGCCAAUAAUGUUGAAGAAAAGUAUGGAAAGCCUCAAUCAGUCACGGAUUUUGUUGAGAGAAUGAGUGUUUCGCCUUCGGAAGACAAAGUAUCAACAGGGAUGAUGGAGUUGAUCCUCAGAUUUCCUUGUGACAUUAAAUCUGCUAUAUUAAAUAUAGAGUUUGAUAAGGGCUUCUUGCAUAUUGAUGAAUACCCUCCUGAUGCUAAUCAGGGAUUUGAUAUUCCAUCAGCAAUAAUAAGCUUUCCUGACUUCCAUGCUGGUUUGCAAUUUUCCGAUGACUCUAUAAGCAAGUCACCAGUGAUGUCUAAAUUACAGGAAAAGAGCCCUGUUCUCUUAUACACAGAAGUUUUACUCGUACCCUUGACAACUCCUGAUUUCAGUAUGCCUUACAACGUCAUUACAAUUACUUGCACGGUUUUUGCAUUAUAUUUUGGAUCCUUGCUAAAUGUACUCCAAAGACGAGUUGCAGAGGAGGAAAGACUUUUGAAAGCAAACAAAGCUCCGUUCCAUCGACAAGUACUAAAUAAAUUAUACUCAAGGUUUCGGGGAGGAUCAUCAGAAUCCACUCAACCAAAACAACAAUCAUCAUCCUUCAUUACUCCUACAUUGAUUAUUAAGAUAAUAUUUGUUGCAGGAUUUGCUGUUGUAUGCCAAUUCUAUUUAAAAUGA
Molecule: messenger RNA, 1893 nt
Organism: Vicia faba (fava bean)
Lineage: Eukaryota; Viridiplantae; Streptophyta; Magnoliopsida; Fabales; Fabaceae
Source: the annotation of a GenBank genome assembly